Molecule: messenger RNA, 4241 nt
Organism: Daldinia vernicosa
Lineage: Eukaryota; Fungi; Ascomycota; Sordariomycetes; Xylariales; Hypoxylaceae
Exons: 4
Coding region: 240-4229 (1329 amino acids)
Source: RefSeq, a predicted model, not a curated record
GGAAAGGGAAAUAUCCAAUUUACAGAUCUGAAGGUGUAUAGCAAUUUAUCUAAACGUUAGCAUUUCGUAACUUUUGACAAAAGCAUACCUUGGUAACAUAGAAUGAUAACGGCAACGAUAGGAGGAGAGCAAUAGCGGUAUUGUAUACCUAAGCAGAACUACGGGGAUAAUUAUAUACAAUACAUGCCCUAUAUACGGCCGCUCCUACAAGCUCUAGGGUCAUAUCUUAAGUAGACCUAAUGUCUGCAUCCAACGUUGGCGGUUUCUUUUACGAAACCACUGCGACGCCGGCUAAACCACCGGCGUUGCGGCCCGGCCAGACUAUCCAAGAGGUAGCAUCGGCAUAUUUAGAUUCGUUUAGGAAAAAAAUACCUGAUGGAUAUUUCUGGGACUGGCAGCCUUUUUUCGAGGCGCUGGUCGAAGGGAACAUCGCCGCUCAUGGCGUCAGCGUUGUAUUCCCGCCCGACGAUGCCGAUCAAAUGGGCUCUCCAGCUGAGGCAGACCGGUGGCGCGACAGCCACAUAGCUGUUAGGGGAAAGGUUCCCAAGCCGCCUGGCAGUGGGUCGUGGAAUUACACGUGGUAUAUUCCCGAGUGGUCUCAUCCUGAUUUUGACCCGAGCUACACGGUAUCGUAUGUGAAAGGAUUCCGUAUGUCGGGUUCUAGAGAUCCGGUUGUUAGGCUGCAUCCGGCGCUACGGCCCCAAGACCAAAUUCAUCGGCCGACGGAGUGGGCGAAACGCUUCGGUAUCUAUCCGGGAGAGUUCGGGGGUCGAAGUCGUCUCAGUCCGACGCUAUCUGCGACUCGGGAUCCGUGGGAGGACUACGCGAACCAGGUCAAUCUGCUCCCGGAGGAAGCAAGAAGGAAACUCGCCCAGGAGACGAAAGACGCGGCGAUAAAGGCGGGGAAAUCCCUCCCCCCCGAAGGAUAUAUCGACAAGGCUGCGUUGGAGAAUCUGAUGAAUACCGAAGAGAGGAUGACGGGACAGCAACUACGGGUAAAGAUGGCGUCGUACCUAACUAACGACCAUGUUCCCCUUAACCUGCAAGUCGAGCCUCCCACCACCUUGGAAGAGUUCGUAGACGACCUUCGAAAGAACUAUCCGCAAAUAUUAACCGCUCACAAGACGUAUUUCCAGAAGGCCUUGGAUGAUCAAGAUUAUCAACGGAUUGUGUUCCAUGAUAUGACAUCCGACGAGAUGGUAUACAACAAUAUUUAUACGCAGUCUGAUGAUGCGAUUUGUGACCUUGAAGGCCCGGUUCAUGCGUGGAGAGAUAGUUCGUCAAAGGGGGCUGAUAGAUUCGAUCCUCGAUUCUUAUAUAACCUCAAUGGUGUAAGAGAGGAAUGGGAUAUGAGAACAAACGAUACCCUAUGGGCUGCGAUGCAACCCGCACUACUGCUUUUAUCGAAAAUGCUUCUGAGCGGUCAUCCCGGUAUACAGGCCUUGAUGGACUUGCGGACGCGGUACAAGAUUCCGGACCACCUAGUUGCAGAUCGGGAUAACCCCAGGACGCCUAAUCUCGUCGGAUACAGGCCCGUAGAGGAGAUGGUCUUAGACCUAAAGAACUCGUGGCCGGAGAUGAUUGCGCUGAAUAACAUGGGAUACGAUUUUAUCGAAAACACGUGGAGGGUUCUCUUCUAUUGCCUACGCUUUGAAAUCAGUUGCGCGUGGUUUGAACCCACCGAGUCAGAUGAUGCGGAUGCUAUUGAUGGCGUCAAAGAGACGAAGACCUUGGUAUACGGGGUAACUCAGGCGAGUGGCAGCGGCCGGGAUACGGUCAUAAGUAUUUGGAUAGCAGCUGAGUUGAUAUGGCCGUUGCUGGUACCCCAAUAUAGCCAAAGCGAGAAGCUUACGGCGUCAUUCCUAGUUGCCUCGACUUUGAUGCAUGAGUUCGCUCACGCAGUCAAUUGUGCCCAAUGCAUUCUGACGAGCGACCUAUUCUUUUCACGAUUUCCAGGCCAACCUCCGGAGACUGCGUUCCUCCUUAGACAACUGGCGAAUGUUCUUUGGGACGUGGACGUAGAGGACGGAGAUCCUUUUUGGGAUGGUUUAGGUGUUGCUGAGUUAGGCUUCGAUCUCGAGAGGUCGGUUUGGGGGUUCCUCACCAACGUCAUGUUAAGUGGCUCAUUCAUAAGGCCUUCCAGGCAGAUAGCCAGUAUGCCGUUGGUAGCUGAAGCAAAUCCGUAUCCCGUUGCUAGAAACCCCCCUCCGCCUGGAGCUAUACGCGUAGGACCCAUCAAAAAUGCCGACUUUCCCACCGAGAAUUAUUGUCAUCCCAUUCCCAUCGACUAUAUGGCUCAGUUCUUCAGGGAGUCCUUCUGGACCGAUGUCUACCCGACAUGGGGUCCCGAAGCCAUGAAGCUGAGCCCCAAGGAUCGCCUCCUGAAGACUACAAUGUCAACUUCUUGGGUACACGCACCCAUGGGCGAGAAGUACUAUGGUAAAGCGGAAUGGUGGUUUCUGUCCUUCGUAUACCGGACGCUAGUGAAAAACGACUAUCACAUACUAGGAGAGUAUCUGAGACGACAGGCGUGGCACUUGAUAAUGCCUUCGAUAUUAUCGCUCCGUUGGGAAUAUGAUUGUCAACAAUGGGAUAUCGAAAUUAUCAUGCCCCUAAAUUCUCAUAUCAUGACAUUGAACAACGAAAUAGAAAAGGGACAAGAGAUAUCUCGGGUUUGCGGGUUAGACUACGAUAACCUAUUCGAAACGUAUGUUACUCAACACAACCGUAACAUUCUCAGUGGUGCAAAUCCCACCUUGAUGUCCUUCGUGCAAUGGUCCCAAAUGUACGAGCAGAAUCGGGAAGAAUAUUUCGCUGUAGGCGGGAUUAUUAUGCGGGAACUAUCAGCAACAUACAGAGCUUUUAUGAAGGAUCUCGCAUACCUACAGCGUGUCAUGGUAGACUUCCUCAGCCUGGAGUUCAAUGCCCGAGCUCAUAUUUAUACAAACAAUGGCGCUGCGGAUAAAGGUCCCCUCGGGGUCAUGUAUAGACACAUACAAGAGGCGUUUGAAUGGUCGCAACACUUUGUAGGGAUAUUAAACAUGUAUUCCAAUUCAGCGACAACUGAACAUCUCCAGCACGAAUGGGUUUUAUGGGAAACACGUUACCGAUCCUGUUAUAUGGCCUAUACGGACCUCAUGGAGAUGCUGGGUGAUCCGAACCGGUGGGACCCGGAAGACAUCAGCUGGAAAAGACGUUUUACAACGGUACCGUCCUCCUACUGGAAAAACCGCAUGGAUCGAUUAGGUGUUCUUGCGCAUAGACAGUACGUCAAGCUGGACCCGCGGAUCCGUCAUGUUUUCGAUGAAUGCGAAGCAAUCAUGGAACGCUCACAAGGAUCGGGCAGUCUCCCUAUUCCGUUCCAGGACUUCCAAGGAUCUGUUAACAGUAUAGACCGAGUAAUAAGGAAUGUGAAGAGCCUAGGUCAACCUCCGCCUGCAGAUAGAGUGUAUAACUGGACCGCCCCCGGCCCAGUACGGAAACUUAAGGAGGACCAGCCCCGGGCUUUCUCGCCAGACGUGCAGCCGAGCCCCACCGAGACCGAGUUACCCAAGCUAGAUGUUACUCCCUCAGGCAAGGAAGAAAUAAAAGACACAUUUGGUGUACCGCGCGACCCUACAAAACUAGGAACACGUGCGCCUCGACGGCUUAAUAUACCGGACUCGGGUCCAAGCGGUGGAAACUUAGGUGGUUCCACGUCCGCACCGACAUCACGGGGCGGUGCUCUAGGAGGUGGACUCAACAGAAACCGGCGUCAGUCGCAUAAGGGCUUCGCACGUUGGAACAAGGAUCGGGACGGCGCACAAUUCAUCCUAUCCGCGCAGAAGAUGAAUAGCUUAGACAGUCUCCAGCAGAUAGGAGUGCCGAGUUCAAUCAUCGAGGAGGUAGUUAGGCCAAGCCCCUUCGGAACAGGAGGGCGUUUUCAGACCGGGACGGGAGAUACCAUCUUCACGCCACAACCUAUUGGGGCUAGAGCCGGGAAGCAGCCGACUCUAUUCCCCAAUGCGUUCGCAAAUCCUUUGAUCACGACAGAUGAAUCUAUUUCACAUGACUCGGAGCACCUCUUCCAGGAGGCGCAGCGGUGGGAGGACCGUAGGGGACAACAAUACCAGACAACGGAUAUCUGGCGGGACGCGCGAGCUACGGGCUUCGAUAAUACUGGAGGUCACAGUCCGGGCUCGUCCCCCGGAUCCCCGAGCGCAUUCCCGUCCCCUGCUCCUAGCAUUUAGUCUAAACACCAC